Stylonychia lemnae is the source of this 2250-nucleotide messenger RNA. NCBI's taxonomy places the organism in Eukaryota, Ciliophora, Spirotrichea, Sporadotrichida, Oxytrichidae. The record is from the annotation of a GenBank genome assembly.
AUGACCUAAAAUAAAUCACCCUCUGGCUAGAAUCUCUCCCGCAAAAAUAUAUUUGAUAAGGGAAAAAAACCUUUAACUGCAUCCACAAUGGCCUAACAAUAUGAUGUAAAUAAGCAUCAAAGAAUCAAUCAAAACUCCAGUCCGAUUGACAAAUUGAUAAACAGUAAGCAAGGAGUGUUAGGCUAGCGAUCUAAAUCUAAGAACAUGUUCCAGUCAAAUUCAUAUUCUCCUAAGAAAAAGGGUAAAAUUGUGAAUAAUUAAAAUUAGGAAUACACAUGUGAUGGUUCAACGAUUGAUCUAAUGCAACAAUUGAACAGUUCAAAUACUCCAAAUUUAAAAGGGAAUAAACAGCUAUAAAUAUUCAAUCGACCUCCUGCAUAUAACUAAACUAGUAUAAAUCUUGACUCAACAUUGAAAAUGAAUAGUAUAACGCCGAGAUGUAAUAAUCCAAAUGGAAAAGAAAGUUCAUUUUAUUCUCCAGUUUAAGUCCUUGAAAUCGAUCCUUUGAUUGAUUUGGAAAAUUAAGAAAAUUAAGAUGACGGUAGGGAGGAAUACAAAGCAAUGACAUUAGCGAAAAUUGCUUCAACAAAUGUAUUACUCUAGGAAAAGACUGCUUCACUUAUUUUGUCCUAAAAAUCAUUCAUAGAAAAAUCAAAAGGGAAAGAUUUUAAAGAUAUUCAAAUUCUUGAGGAGGAAAGGUGUACCAGAGAACUUCCAUGUGUUAAAAUAGAAUUAAUCAAUAGCAGUAUUUAGAAUGAAUUCAUUUUAGUAAAUUCAGACAAAACUUUCGUUAAGUCAUCAACAAAUGAAUAAGACAGUUGUGAUAUAUUAUCUCAACCCUCUCUUGAUAAUCCCAGUAUUUAAUUCAAUUCUUUACAGCCUACUAUAAUGAUGGUGGUUGACCCUAAAAUUAUUAAUAUUUCCACUAUUAGCAAAAUAUCUGAGAUUUAGGAUGAAAACGAUACUUAACAAAAUGGAGAUUCUUAAUCGACUAUAAUUCAAAAGCAAAGUGAAAUCUAACCAAAGAAAUCUAUUGUGCGUAACUUUAAGUAUAAUAUUCAAAGAUUCUAACAACCAGGUAAUCAGCAGAAUGAUGAAGAAUCAAAGGAUGACACUUAAUCUAACAGAGCUUCUAAUUCUUCGAGAAGAUCUUCAGAUGUUUUACCAGUAACAUUCAAAUCUAGGCCUUAAACAUCCUGCUCAGAAGAAGGAAAUUGGAGUGGUGGAAGUAAUAGUGAAGAAAUGAAAUAUUCAGUAAAGGAUUGUGAAACAUCUGAAUUAGACAGUAAUAAAUCUAAGAAGUCAGUUGAAGAGCAAAAAGAGGAUGACUGUGAAGUUAUUGAGAAGGAGGAAGCAUUAAUUGCUUCCCUCCUGACGAUCAAAUAUCAACAAGAGAAAUAUAAAGAGUACUAUGCAAUUGUCAGGAAUAAGAGAUUCAAAUACUAUUCUGACAAAUCAAUGAAGAAGCUUGGAGGCAUAAUAGACUUUGAUAGAGUUUAAGUUGUGAUUAUGAUUGAAGAUGAUGAGCAAUCUAGUGAUGAAGAGGAUAAUAGUAAUCCAUAGGACUUGAGAAAAUUCAGGAUAGAAGUUAUAGGAUGUAAAAGACAAUUUAUAUUCAAGGUACCUACUAGUUCACAUUUAAGAAGAUGGACUCAAGCACUUUAUUCUAAUUGGAAUUCAAGCAAGAGCUUUACACUUUCUAAUUCACAUGGCUUGUUAAGUUCUAAUUUCUGGAAGAGUACUUCAUUUGUUACAAAAGUGCAAAGAGCAAUAACAAUGAGUGAAUAUGAUCAUGUAGCGAUGUUGCUAAGAUACAGUAAUGGUAAAUUGGUGAUAUUUGAAUCAACUGGGACCACUGGUGUUGCAGUGUUAGAUUGGGAUGUAUUUGUUAAGAAUAACUGGCACAAUUUGUAUCAGAAGCUAGCCUACAGGAAGCUAAGGCAUCAGAGGAAUAUUGACAACAUGGGAAAGCUUGAAACAUUCAUUAGGACUGUGAUUGGAAUGAAAUAUAAAUUGAAUGCUGCAAAGAUUCUUAGAAAGCAUUUUGAGAAUGAUGCUGAAAAUAUUAAGGGAGACAAAUCCUAUUUCUGCUCUGAGCUAGUGGCAAGUGCAUAUAAAUGUCUUGGAUUAUUGCCUAAAGAAAUAUCAGCAAGCCAAUAUUGGCCGGGUAGCUUUGCUAACAAAAGUAGUUUACAGUUACAAGGCAGAGCUUUGCUUGAAGAUGAGUAGCAAAUUGAAUUUCAUACAUGA